Messenger RNA from Notechis scutatus (mainland tiger snake), 1915 nucleotides. It is a transcript of the gene STXBP3, whose product is annotated as syntaxin binding protein 3. The record is from RefSeq and is a predicted model, not a curated record. Gene Ontology annotation, biological process: vesicle-mediated transport. Lineage: Eukaryota; Metazoa; Chordata; Lepidosauria; Squamata; Elapidae.
CCGGGGCUUGAAUGGCCCCCCUUGUCCGGGAGUGCGGAAUUUUUUUUUUCUUUUUUUGCCGUCACAGCCCUGGGAAGCGCAGAGGCAAGAUGGCGCCGGCAGCGGCAGCGAGCGGGGACCGGGGGCUGAAGAGCUUGGUGUGGCAGAAACUAAAAGCAUCAGUGUUUGAUGACUGUAGAAAAGAGGAAGAAUGGAAGAUAAUUCUUCUAGAUGACUUUACUACUAAGCUGCUUUCAUCAUGUGGUAAAAUGACAGACCUACUUGCGGAAGGGAUAACUGCGGUGGAGAAUGUUUACAAAAACCGUGAACCAGUCCCUCACCUGAAAGCCAUUUAUCUUAUUACACCUACAACAAAGUCUGUAGAUGGACUUAUAAAUGACUUUGCAAGUAAAUCAUCCAAGUACAAAGCAGCCUAUGUCUACUUCACUGACUUUUGUGAUGACAAACUUUUCAAUAAAAUGAAGUCAUCUUGUUCAAAAGCUAUCAGAAGAUGCAAAGAAAUUAAUAUUAACUUCAUUCCUAAUGAAUCUCAGGUAUUUACUCUUGAUGUCCCAAAUGCCUUCUACCGCUGUUAUAGUCCCAACAUAGAGAAAACAAAUGAUAAUGCAAUGGAGCAAAUUGCUGAGCAAAUUGUUACCUUAUGUGCUACUCUAGAAGAAAAUCCAGGGGUCAGAUAUAAAAAUAAACCUUUGGAUAAUGCCAGCAAGCUUGCCCAGCUAGUCGAGAAAAAGCUUGAAAACUAUUAUAAAAUUGAUGAGCGAAGUCAAGUAAAGGGCAAGACUAAUUCCCAGCUGUUAAUAAUUGAUCGUGGCUUUGACUCUGUGUCUACUGUGCUUCAUGAGCUCACUUUUCAGGCAAUGGCUUAUGAUCUACUACCAAUUGAAAAUGAUACAUACAAGUAUAAGACUGAUGCUGCAAGUGGGAAAGAAAGGGAAGCCAUUCUAGAGGAAGAUGAUGAACUUUGGGUAAAAAUCAGGCACAAACAUAUUGCAGAUGUGUUGGAAGAAAUACCAAAACUUAUGAAAGAAGUUUCUUCAAAAAGGAAAGCAUCAGAAGGCAAAAUAUCAUUAAAUAAUCUGGCCCAGCUUAUGAAAAAGAUGCCCUACUUUCGCAAGCAGAUUACUAAGCAAGUUGUGCACCUUAACAUAGCUGAAGAUUGCAUGAAUAAAUUUAAAAGUAAUAUAGAAAAGUUGUGCAAAGUGGAACAGGAUUUGGCUCUUGGAACAGAUGCUGAGGGACAGAAAGUGAAAGACUCAAUGCGGGUUCUCCUUCCAGUACUGCUUAAUAAAAGCCAUGAUAGCUACGAUAAAAUAAGAGCUAUUCUUCUGUAUAUCUUCAGCACAAAUGGAACUACCCAAGAAAAUUUGGACAAGUUGAUCCAAAAUGUACAGAUAGAAAAUGACAGCAACAUGAUAAAUAAUUGGAUAUACCUUGGUGUGCCUGUCCUCACUACACCUGCAACGCAACGAAGAUCGUCAAGAAGGACUCGCUCUUCAGAAGGAACAUUUCAGCUUUCUAGAUGGACACCCAUUGUUAAAGAUGUCAUGGAGGAUGCUAUAGAAAAUAAAUUAGAUUCAAAAGAGUGGCCUUAUUGUUCCCAGUGCCCGGCACCCUGGAAUGGCUCAGGAGCAGUGAGUGCUCGUCAUAAACCCAAAACUAGUUACUUGGAAGAACGUAAGGGUGGUGCAAAGCUUAUUGUGUUUAUCAUUGGAGGUAUUACGUAUUCAGAGACACGUUGUGCUUAUGAAGUUUCUCAGGCAUACAAGUCUUGUGAAGUUAUUAUUGGAUCCACUCACACUGUGACACCUAGAAGACUUCUGGAUGAUGUAAAAGCACUUACUGUAACAAAACCAAAGGAUAGUGUGUAUUUGAAGGAUGAGUAGAAAUCAUAGUGAAACAUUCACUUCUGCUUAAC